AUGGCCGGCGAAUCGCGUACAGAGCUCUUGGCCUGGGUCAACGACCUGCUCCAGCUGAACCUGACAAAGGUCGAGCAAUGCGGCGCCGGCGGAGUCUACUGCCAGAUCGUCGACAGCAUCUUCGGUGAUGUGCCGAUGGCGCGAGUCAAGAUGGGCGCCAAGCAGGAGUGGGAGUACCUCGAUAACUUCAAGGUCCUCCAGGCCGUGUUCAAGAAGCAUCAGAUUGACAAGCCCAUCCUCGUCGACCGCCUCAUCCGCUGCAAGAUGCAAGACAACCUCGAGUUCCUCCAGUGGCUCAAGCGGUUCUGGGAAAUGAACUUCCCCGGAGGAGAAUACGACCCGGUUGGCAGGCGAGGGGGUGCUGCCGCCGCCGCCCGUUCCGCUCCAACCGCCCGCGCCCCGCUAGGCACCUCGCGCGCCUCUUCCGCCUCCGCCCGCUCGUCCUCCGCCGCAGGCGCACACGUCGAUGCCGCCGCACUCGAGGCGCUCACGGCUCAGAUGAACGAGAUGAAGCUUGGUGUGGAGGGAUUGGAGAAGGAGAGGGACUUUUACUUUAACAAGCUGCGAGAGAUCGAGAUCAUCAUUGGCGCGCGACUCGAAUUGGCAGACGCGCCGGCAGAAGAAGGAGGCGGAACGGUCACGGAGGAGGAGAAGGACACGCUCCUUCAGAUGCAGCAGAUCCUGUACAGUACCGAGGAGGGCUUCGAGGUCCCCGAAGAAGGUCAAGAAGGCGAGCUCGUCAACGAGGAAGAGGAGACGUUCUAG
Rhodotorula toruloides NP11 is the source of this 765-nucleotide messenger RNA. RefSeq names its product microtubule-associated protein, RP/EB family. Gene Ontology annotation, biological process: spindle assembly; protein localization to microtubule plus-end; regulation of microtubule polymerization or depolymerization. Gene Ontology annotation, cellular component: spindle midzone; microtubule organizing center; microtubule plus-end. Bases 1 to 765 code for a protein of 254 amino acids. The record is from RefSeq and is a predicted model, not a curated record. NCBI's taxonomy places the organism in Eukaryota, Fungi, Basidiomycota, Microbotryomycetes, Sporidiobolales, Sporidiobolaceae. Gene Ontology annotation, molecular function: microtubule plus-end binding. The transcript is spliced from 7 exons.